Messenger RNA from Ruditapes philippinarum (Manila clam), 6082 nucleotides. Its product is annotated as dentin sialophosphoprotein-like. Lineage: Eukaryota; Metazoa; Mollusca; Bivalvia; Venerida; Veneridae. The record is from RefSeq and is a predicted model, not a curated record. The transcript is spliced from 4 exons. Gene Ontology annotation, molecular function: DNA binding. Bases 79 to 2922 code for a protein of 947 amino acids.
GGACGGUACCGACGUUUUCUGAGGACCGAAAAGUUGCGAUUGGGAUGUGCGAGUGAAAAAAAACCACAGACCCUGAAAAUGGAGUUGGGAAGCUGCCUUAUUGCAAACCAGAAGCUUAUCAAAUCAUCAAAAGAAGUUUUUACUUUUGCAGAGAAAAUUUCUGCGCAAUGUAAUUUUUUGACGAGUGAUUUGAUUCUAGCAGCUGUGUGGCAUUGCUUGAAUCAAACAACAGAAACUUCUGCUGGCUCUAAUACAACAAGUGUAUCUGGAAGUGAAGAAAACAAAACUGACAAGCAAAAUGGAAACAAAACUGGAGGAGAAAGUCCUGUCAUUGUUGAUGAAACUAAUACUGAGGCAAUCACACAUAAUGAAAAUGGCAAUGAUAUUAAAAAGCAGAAGGCUAGCCAGUCAGACAGCAAUUGUAUGAGUACAUCACAAAAUAGCCAUUCUAAACAUCCAAUGAAUUCAUCAGUGUUAGACAAGUUAGAUACAGGAAGUUGCCAAACUAUCAGCAAGGACGAAGCUGGUAAUGUUAUAGAAACUGAAAUCAUUUCUGUAAAGACAAAGACAGAUAUUGUAAAAGUACCCGACAAGAAUACAGGAUUGCACACAAAUAACAAAGCCAGCGUUAAAGAAACAAACAGUCAAGCCAGUACUUCAGCUGAAAACAAUGAAAUUAACAAAUGUAAAGGUCAAAGUAUAUCUGGUCAAAAAAAUCCAACAUCUGAAUUUAAGGUUUCUUUAAUGGACAAUGGAUCAAGCAAGACUGUAAAAUCACAAGCUGUAGCUGAGAAAAAGAAGGAAAGAAUAGAAGAUGUUGAAGUAAUAAGUAUUGAUGAUGAUGAUUCAAAUGAUGUUGGUGAGACAAACAUAACAAAGGAUGCAAACAAUACUGAUGUGAUUGAAGAGAAAGUAGAAGAGAAAGUAGAAGAGAAAGAGCCAGAUUAUUUUGAUAUGGACUGUGAUGAGAUAGAAGAUGAGGAUGAUUAUUAUGAUGAGGAAUAUGAAGAGAUAUCAAAUAUUACAUAUGAUGCAGGCAAAGCAGUUAAAGCUGAAAGUGAUUUCAACUCAAGUAAUAUCCAGAAAGAUGAAGAUGUAACAAUCAUAAGUGAUGAUGAAGAUGUUUGUGAAAUAGAAUUUAACAAUACCAACCAAAGUUCGGAGCAAAUUUGUAACAGUAAAAAUGUAAAUAUUAAUACUUCAGGCAGUGAAAAUUUGACUGGAAGUGUAGGGACCAAGUCAAAAAGAAAACAGUCCUUCUCAAAUAUAAAGGAAGAUUCUACUAUUAAUUCUGGGGAGAAAUCUACAUUGAAAAGUCCAGUAGAUGGGUUGAAUGAAAAAGGUUCUCCUCCAAGGUUGCGUUGUCCCACAAUGGAACAUUUAGAUGGUAUGUCAAGUCCCACAUUGUCGGUUCAAGAUGAGGAAAAAUUAUCAUCCUCUUGUGUUAUUGUGUCGGAUAAACAUUCUUCUGAUUCUGCAAUGGAUGUAUUAGGACUAGUACCAGUAAAAGAUCAACAAAAGACUGUUGAAAAAACUGUAAUUGCUGCAGAUAAGUCUACAACAAAUCAAACUUUUGGAUCAGUUUCUUCCAGUCCGUCAGUAUAUGUCUCGUCAGACACUGUGAAGGGCUCUCUUUCCUCAUUACCGAAUAUUCAGAAUUUACCGCACGUUUCUACAGAUGUUGAAAAUGUGUCUUCUUCUACAGAGACUUCCCAGCGAGAACAACAAUCGCUGCAGACUCAGAAAUCAAGUACUAAUCAGUCUCUGGCUUCAACAAGCAAGUCACCAGAUGUGUGUGGGAGCCCACCAAGAAAAAAGAAACGACUUUUGGAUCAUGACAAGAAGUGGCAUAUGGAGCCAAAAUUUAGUCCAGAACAAGACAAGUAUCUCGCAUUGCCAGGUGGUGUGGAAGGCAACAGCAUUUUGACUGGAUGGGGUCAGCCUGGAAGUUAUUCCGAUGAUAGUCAAGCCUCAAAUGAACCCAGUAUAGGAAUUGAAAAAGUUGACAGUGAUUAUAUGAACUAUCAAAGUAUAAGUGAGGAUCAUUACCUUGCUGAUCGUGGUGAUAAAAAUGAUAAUGACAAUGAUGAUGAUGAUGAUAAUACAAAAAGUGGUUCAGAAGAUAAAGAGUUGAGCAGAAAAAAGGCCAGUAUUUCAGGUAAAAGGGGUAGAGGACGACCACGUGGACCUAGAUCAAAAAGUAACGUUUCAUCUAGAGCUAAGGACAAGGGUCAGAAGAAUAGGAAUUACGAAAGUUACCUUACUGAUGACAAUGAUGACUAUAUUGAUAAAGAUGAUGAUGAUGAUGAUUUAUGGAGUGGUAGUGAGGAUGAAGGGUCCAGAAGGAAAAAAGGCAGUGUUACAGGUAAGAGGGGCAGAGGGCGCUCAAAAGGACAUAAAUCUUUGAUGAUGGAGAGGGGCAAGGGUCAAGUUAGAGGGAAAAGAGGGAGGCCAGUUUUGAGGACUAGAGGAAUAAAUCGUCAUGGUGCUGCUGUUAAAUUGAAAACAGAUAAAAAAGAUGUCAGUCCAUCAAAGUUUAGUUCUUUAAGAGGACGUAAAAUAGGAUUUUAUUCUAUAAAAACAGGAAAACCAAAGCAUACAAGUGACUCUGCAGGGACUACUUGUGCAGUGAAAGAUGUUAAAAGAGGGCCAGGAAGACCAAAAAAGCAUGCUGUUCAGGGGUGUACUUUACCAAAAAAACUUGCCGUUAAAGGAAGAGGAAGACCAAAACUGCAUAAGAUUAUAGGAACACAAGACAGAGAUAAAUCCAGUAUUACAUUGUCUGGUAAUCAAACCAGUAAACAAGGAGAGAAUAGUAAAAGUAGUGCAAAAAAUAAUAAACGUGGGCGUGGAAGACGAAGUCAAAGUUUGGAAUCUGCAGAAAAAGAAGAUCAAGACAGUGAUGUGAUUAUAAUUGAUUGACAGUAUUUAUUUAAGAAACUUUACAUGGCUAAUGGGUUUAUAUUUUAAUAAUGAAUCAAAUUUCUACACAGUUUUGUGAUAAUUAAUUAAAUUAAAGAAAUAUUUGAUAAAAAGAAUUGUUAAGAAAGCAAAAUUUCUUUUCUGGUUUGAGAGAGUUUUGUCUCAUGUUCCAGGACUUAAUUCAGAUUAUUGCAAAAUUUCAUAAGUCUACUAUGGUAAUUAAUUAUUAAACAUUUCAUAUCAAUUUAGACUAGAGCCUUGAGAUGACAUAAAAUGAUGAAACUUUUGUAGUUUCUGAAUAAAGUUUAAGAAAUCUGCUUUAGAUUCAGAUUUUGAUUGAUUCUAGCCUUGGUCAGGAUCUUAAAAUUUAUCUCUAUAUUGAAUUAUGUACCAAUUAUUUUUCAUGUCAAGUGUUAUCAUAAAUAUCAUCUCAAAUAGAGUUGAAAGUGGUAGAAGACGACUAUCAGAAUUAUUCAUAAGUUCUUUAUGAACACAUGAUUAUCGUCUUCUUAAUGAAUUUUUAUUGUUAUACAGUUGAUCUUAAUGCCAGGUUAAGCUAAAUUGUAAUACUCACUUUUUGAACUAUUUCAUGUUGCUUUUUUUGUUUGUUUUUAAUUAUCAAUAAGCAAUAUUCACUGUAGUACAGCUGUGUUGUGAACAUUUCAGAUUACUUUGUUAUCUUGUAAUUUGCAAUAAUAACAUGCAGGACAUGUCCCUAUAGUGAUGUGUACUAACUUAAAUGUACAUGUAUGAUAACUACCUGUACGAUAUUACCUAGUCUUAACCCGACUGUUCAGCACAAUGUGCUGAGAGGAGAGUGUUUGUGAUGGUCGUGUGUCUGUCAUUUGUCGUUGCCCACAAUUUCUUUAAACAACAACUCCUAAACUACUUGAUGGAUUAUGACCAAACUUCAUAUGAUUGAUCCUUCGGUGGUCUGAUACAAAAGUUUUAAAUGGUUCCAAUCAGAUGCAUAGCUAGAAAACUAAAAUACAUGUAUCAAAUUAUAUCUUCUUUCGUGUGACUGCAAUACCUAGAGUUUAGAUAUUUGUCAUGUAUCAUUGCCUUGUGGACAUCUACAAAACUUAUUUAAGGUAUGCCCCUUGGGUCAGAAUUCGACUGCCAUUUAUUGGUUAUCACUUAGUUUAUAUGGACAUGUAUAGUACGGAUGUCUUAAAAAUCUUCUCUGAAAGUAUAAUGCUAAGAGCUUAAAUAUUUUCCCUGAAGAAUCACAUUGUGGUCCCCUAGAAAGUUAUAUGUAUUAUGCCCCUUGGUUAAAAAAUGGCAAUGACUUCAUCUAGACUUGUGUUAAUCCUUUUAUCAUAAAAAGAGUUAAAUGGUUUAGAAGUAAAAGUAGUGAACCUGGUGAAAUUAUUCAUUAGCAUGCCAACUAUAUGACCACUUAAGCGCCUUAUUGUUUUUGAAAGAACAAUGCCAAGAAUUUCGAUAUUUUGCAUGUAGCAUCACCUUUUGGUCCUCCGCAAAAGUUAAUAUCAUGACUCUGGGAUCAAAAUUUACCCCCACCCCGGAGGUCAUUUAUCUUACAUUGUCAUAUUGUUUAGGAAAAAACAUUUAUUUGUCUUUUGUGAAACUGCAAUCCAUAGAAUUUAGAUAAUUGUCAUGAAGCAUUGAUAGUAGCAGACAUGCGCAAAUAUUUUUAAAAUUAUGUGGCUUUGGUAAAAAAUGAAGAAAAAAAACACAGUGAGAUCAUUACAGAAAUUGUGAACUUUUCUAGCAAUACUUCUCAGGUGAGCUAUCCAGGGCCAUCAUGACCCUCUUGUUUAUGUUCUGUUGUUAUAUGUUGUAUGGUAUUUCUGCUUUGUAUUGUUGCUUGUUUUUUUACCUGUAACAGUGUAAGUAUUAUAAGGCUUAUAGUCUUAAAGAUAAAAGUUUUAAGAAUUUUAAUAUUUCUGUAAUGAAUACAAGAAUGAACUUCAGCAAUUUUGUUAGUUUGGAUAUUUAGAUUAUUGUGUCGCCUCUACGGAGUAGUGGCGACAUAUAGGGAUCACUUCUCCGUCGUCCUGUCUGUCCGUCACAAAACUUGUCCGGACUACUCCUCAUAAACUACUGGUGCAAUUUCAUCCAAACUUUACAGGAAUGAUCAGUACCAAGUCUAGUUGUGCAUAUUGUCAGCAUUUUCCGGUUCAAUGAUUUUUGUCAGAGUUAUGGCCCUUUAAUAAUUUUUAUUUUUAAAGUUUGUCCGGACUACUUCUCUUAUACCACUAAUGCAAUUUCAAUGAAACUUUACAGGAUUGAUCUGUAGCUCAAGUCCUUGCGCAUAUUGCACGGGUUUUCCGGUUGAAUGAUUUUUGGCCGAGUUAUGGCCCUUUGAUAAAAAGGUGUUUUUUUCUGUGUGUUGCCAGAUACACAAAAGCUUGUCCCCACUACUCCUCAUAAACUACUGGUGCAAUUUCAUCCAAACUUUACAGGAAUGAUCAGUACCAAGUCUAGUUGUGCACUGUCCGUCUGUCUGUCUGUCUGUCACAAAACUUGUCCCAACAUGAAAUUGGCCAUUAUGAGGCGACACAUGUGAUCACUGAUCGCUCUUGUUUUUUUCAGGAUUAGGAAAUAAUAAGCAUAUUUGCCAUUGGGAAUGGUUCAGAUAAUCUGUCACAUAGUGAAACUGAGAAAAGGCAUGGCCUUUUCUUAUAUUCAGGAUUUUAAUAUGAUAGUACAUCUAACUGGUUUUAUUUUUUGUACAUGUAUUGUUGGAAGAAAAAAAAGAAAAUUAAGAUUUUUUACUAGUAUAUUUCAUAAGUAUUACCCGUAACAAGUACUUAGGUAAGUUGAGUGCACUGUCUAUAGGACUAUUUUGUCUUUCUGAAUUAAUAUGGCUGAAUUUUUUACUGACAAAAUUGUUGUUACAAAGAAAUUACAAGACUUUACUUUUAUUAAAAUGUGUUGUAUAACCAUGGUUUGUAUUUAACUGGAAUGUGAAUGAAAGAAAAUUUUACUGUGAAGAUAUCUUCAUUUAUCAAAUUUUGAUUUUGUGUUUUUUCUUUUCGCGGCUUUUUUUAUUCCUUAUUUCUUGACAGAUCUGGUUCAAUUUCAGCAUCAAUUUUUCCUGUCAUUUGUAAAUUUUCUAUUGGCAAUAUUUGUUGUUGAUGUUUCUUUCUAUGAUUAACACAAUGUGUUAAACUAUAAAUAAACAAAUGAUAAAUAG